This is a messenger RNA of Geodia barretti, 1671 nucleotides long. Lineage: Eukaryota; Metazoa; Porifera; Demospongiae; Tetractinellida; Geodiidae. The record is from the annotation of a GenBank genome assembly.
AUGGAGUCAGACGAUUUAGGUAGGUUAAUCCUCCUUGGAAUCUGCCUUGGUUUGUCCGCCUUUUUCUCAUCUUCAGAGACCGCUUUCAUUGCAUUGCCCAGGGCCCGCUUGCUUCACCUAUUAAGCAUCGGGCGCCACAACGCCAAGCUGGUGGAACGCCUCAUUGCCAGACCUGAGCGGCUUCUAGCCACAGUCUUGCUAAGCAAUAAUAUGGUCAACACGGCCGCCGCUGCCCUUGGCACCGCCGUUGCCCUCAAUAUGAUCGAAAACGAUGGUUUGGCGGUAUUGGUGGCUACGGCGGGCGUUACUUUGCUCCUUUUGAUUUUCAGUGAAACUCUUCCCAAGACAGUAGCCUGGAACCGUUCUGAGGCCUUGGCAUUCGCCUACGCGCGGCCCCUUUCCAUAGUCCAGUACGUUUUGUAUCCCGGCGUCAGGGUUCUCCAGACCAUCACGAACCUCUUUACCAGGGUCCUGGGAAUUACCAACUCCAACGAUCGAAUAAGCGAGGGUGAAAUAAGAUCUUUGAUCGAAGCCGGCGCUCAGACCGGUGCCGUUGAACGGACGGAAGCCGAAUUGCUGGACAAAGUAUUCCGGUUCGGAGACCAAAAGGUGCAGGAAAUAAUGACCCCUCGGACGGAAAUCGUCUGGGUCGAGCAGGGAACCACGCUAAAGCGUUUCCUGGCUCUCUAUGCUGAACACACCCACACCCGGUUUCCGGUUUUUGACGGCGACAUAGAGAACGUGGUGGGCGUCCUGUCAAACAAGGAUGUGUUGCUGGCCUUGGGUAAGGGUGAAGUGGAACUUGAAGACAGCGUGACCGGCCUGUUGAGAGAAGCUCAUUUCGUUCCGGAAACGAAGAGCGUUUCUGACACCUUUUCGGAAAUGCAGCAAGCCGGGUACGGCCUGGUUUUGACCGUCGACGAAUUCGGGGGGAUUGCCGGACUCGUCACUCUAAAGCAAAUGCUUGAGGUCAUUGUUGGCCAAGUGGACGAAGAGCGAGACGAUGUUGAUGACGAAGUUACGCAGGUGGACGAGAAUACUUACCGGAUAAAUGCAGGCAUCACCAUUAUCCAAGCCAACGAGAGGCUUCGCCUGGAUCUUCCCGAAGGAGAAUACCAGACAUUGGCUGGCUUUAUCCUCGACCGUCUCGGCUAUAUUCCGGAAGCUGGAGAGAUAGUCGAAUACAGAAAUCUUAAGCUAACCGUGCGCUCCAUGAGUGGAGUAGCGGAGGAAAUGGCCAAGAUGCUGGCGAUACCUGUUGAAACCAGGGAAGGGCUGAAGGAACUGGCCCUGGGCGAACUGGAAGGUGUGAAAGGUGAGGAGAUGCGGGCGGGUUGGCCUGAAGUCUUUGAAACCUGGAACUCCCGCCCUGAGCUUACCGUAAUGCCUGGAGGGGAGUCCCUACAGACCCUGGAAGAAAGGGCCUGGCAGGUUAUCCUGGAACUGGAACAAACCCACAGCCCCGGUGAAGGCCUGGCGAUAGUCUCGCAUAACUUCACAAUCAGGGCCAUUUGCGGGAAGCUGCUCGGUAUCCCCUUGGCUAACUUUCACCGGUUGCACCUUGCGCUUAGCUCUGUAAGCGUUUUUGAGAGCGCCCCAAGGGGUAGGCGCCUUCUAUCCUACAAUUCUACCGGCCACUUACACACUGUUGCUCCUUCGGUAUCCGCUUAG